Messenger RNA from Diaporthe amygdali, 1572 nucleotides. RefSeq lists its product as uncharacterized. Gene Ontology annotation, biological process: cell division. The coding region runs from base 1 to 1572 and encodes 523 amino acids. NCBI's taxonomy places the organism in Eukaryota, Fungi, Ascomycota, Sordariomycetes, Diaporthales, Diaporthaceae. The record is from RefSeq and is a predicted model, not a curated record. The transcript has 3 exons. Gene Ontology annotation, cellular component: plasma membrane.
AUGCCUUCCGGACAGAAUGAUCCCAAGUUGUUGUACGCCGUAAAUGGCGUGUCGGCUUAUCAUCUUGCUAAUGGCAAAGAAGAGUCACUCACGCAGGCCGGGCCUCAGACCCUAUCUUUGCUGAUGGUCCCUACCUCCUCACCCUUUGCCGACGCCUCUGCUCUAGGUCCCUCGUCCGCACCACCUGAAGAGGACUUCUACCUCCACCUUCACCUGCCGCCUGAGCUCGACUUGCCUCUCCCGGCAACGACCCAGAUCUACCACCAACCGCCCAGGAGCUAUCUGAUCCCGCGAUGGGAUCUUGGCCCCGACAGCGGCGCUUUCACGAGGAUUGAAUUUCCCGAGCUGGGGAGUCGGCCGGGCGUCCAGGACGAUAUUGACACCUGGGAGACAUGCAUAGCUCAGUGCACGGCUUUUUUGGAGCGUUCGCCGCCCCCGCUCCCCAAGGACACGAAGUCAAGCACAUUUCCCAUCAGGGGAAGCUCUUCCAAGUCAAAGGCUGCCCUUGCGGCAGAGGAGCAGCUUCCUGCCUACAACCCAGGCAACUACAAACCCGGAGAGGCGUACGCGCAGGGUAGCCACAGCUCUAUUCACGGCGGUCAAAUAGUUUUGGUGGACGAAGAAGAUGGCAGUGUUAUCGGUGAGCUCGGCGAGGGCUUCGAUAUGGUGGAGAGUAGUUCUUUAAAGCCAGGCUCGAAAGAUCCCGUGCAGAUCACGCUACCAGCGGAGGGCUCGAAUAAGAUUGCUAUCGCGCCGGCGAAUCCCGAAGACGUGGACCUUGCGAUGCAUCCAGCAUACAAGAAGUCCACCCUGGUCUCGAAUGCUGCAGCCGCAUCGCGACUGAUAGUGACCACCUCAGAUUACGUCUCUAAAGCGCUGCAGGGCAGUGCGGACACUUUCACACAGAAAACGAAGCCAGUUGCCAAGCCCGUAACUUUUAAACCGACGACGAAGGAACACGUCCGCAGGGUACACACUUUUACGACCGGCGCGGCCGGUGUCUCAGCGAAGACGGUUGGCUCAAUAGGCAAGGUUGCACAGAACCUGGGUGCGACCCUCGGCCGGCAUGGUAAGAACAACGGCCAGGGCAAAGGGUUCGACAAGGACGGUAAACCUCUUGACACCUACAAGCCUGGUAUCCUCAACAAGAGCAUGAUGGCCUUCUCAACAGUAGCAGACGGCAUCGAGCAGGCUGGGCGAACGCUUCUCGAAUCCAGCUCAAACGCCGCUACGACUGUCGUGGGCCACCGAUGGGGUCCCGAGGCUGGCGAGUUGUCACGAAGUCUAGGAGGAGGCGUGAAGAACGUGGGUUUGGUCUAUAUCGACGUGACUGGUGUCUCCCGACGUGCGAUCCUUAAGUCGGUAGCUAAGGGUAUGGUCGUCGGCAGAGUCAAAGGCGGCGGCGAGGUGGUGGUCGGCGGCGGUGACGGCGGCGAGGGCGGCGAGGCGGCCAUGGCUGGUGCAUUACCUGGCCCACAGCAGCAAUACCUGGAGGGCAAAGGCGCAGGUACCGCCUCAGAAACCAGCUCGAUAAGCGGAGUGGAGGGUAAGAAGCCUGCGAUGAAGUAUUGA